UUUUGGGGGAAGUGGUUACAAACUACGUGCAACAUCGUUGAAUCUUCUGGUUCCUUAGUACAUAUAGAAUUUUCGACCUUCGUUGCUUACAGACACUUAUGGGUGUUUGUUUUCAUUCUUUAUCUAUGGUAAUUGGUAUGAACCAAGACUACUGCGGAUAUAUUAGAUAUUGUGACAUAAUUUAAUACCUCACCUUGGCGCGGAAGUACAUAUGGGGCAAUCACACUCCUCAAGCAGCCAUGCGGGAACAGGCUCAGACCGAAACCAACCGGAGGAAACAAAGGUGGAUUAUUACGAGCUGCUUCAGGUAGAGCAGAAUGCAUCUUCAGAGGAGAUAAAGAAAGCCUACAGAAGAAGAGCCCUGGAGCUACAUCCAGAUAGAAAUUAUGGCAACACGGAAGCUGCUACCAAACUGUUCGCCGAAAUCCAAUCUGCAUACGAAGUCCUUUCAGACGCACAAGAGCGUGCAUGGUACGACUCCCAUCGUGACGUCUUCCUAGGGAACAAGAGCAGCACAGCCUCGGGAGCCGACUACUCAUAUAACAUGAGGAUGACAACCUGUGACGACAUAUUGAAGUUGUUUUCAAAAUUCAGUCCUCGGAUGGAUUUUACAGAUGCACCAGCCGGAUUUUACGGUGGCUUGCGUGAAACGUUUGCACAACUUGCUGUAGAGGAAAAGAUGGCUUGUCUCUGGGAAGAUGUCGCAUAUGUAGAUUAUCCUACAUUUGGAAACCGCGACGACACCGAAGAGACCGUACGGUCGUUCUACGCCAUAUGGGGAAGUUUCUCUACAAAAAAGUCGUUUGCAUGGAAAGAUAUUUAUCGCUACUCCGAAGCCCCAGAUCGUCGUGUUCGCAGGCUGAUGGAAAAAGAGAACAAACGUCUCAGAGAAGAAGCGAUUCGGGAGUUUAAUGAGGCCGUCAGAUCGCUCGUGGCUUUCGUGAAGAAGCGCGACCCGCGUUAUAGGACUAACACGCAAAGUGAAUCGCAUCGGCAGGAGAUUCUCCGUCAAUCAGCCGCCGCGCAAGCAGCCAGAUCACGAGCAGCAAACCAGGCGAAACUAGGUGAGCAUGUAAUACAAGACUGGGCAAAGGCAGAGAAUCUCGAGGACAACUCCAGCGAUACAAGUGAGAAUGAAGUUGAGCACCUCGAAUGUAUCGCGUGCCACAAAAUUUUCAAAAGUCAUAACCAAUUCAAGGCACAUGAACGCAGCAAGAAACACAUAAAAGCCUUAAAACAGCUACGCUGGGAGAUGAGGGCGCAAAAUGAAGAGCUGGACCUGGAAGGAAAUGCAUCUGAUCACGAUGAAGAGCCCCAACGGGGGUGCCAUCCAACCCAUAGCAAUACAAAGGACAACCUGGCGUGCAUCAUAGAGCCACCAACCGAACAAACACAGGAUAGCGGAACGAGAGCCACUACGAGUACAGACGAAUAUACCUCUCCUGAUAGCAGUAUUGACGUCAAACUUAACAAAGGUUCCUUGCAGCAUACAGGUAGUUACGAGAGCUCCCAGUCAGACCCCAAAGAGGCUGACUAUGCACCCAGGGAGUAUGUUGAACAGCGACUAGGCCCCCAGACCACAAUACAGGAAGAGGGAGAGAUAGAAGCGAUGGAAAACUUGUCCCACCAGUUCUCAAGAACCGAAAUAAGGGACACGCAGAUGGCUGCACCUAAAAUGGGAAAGGCCAAGCAGAAGCGUGCAAAAAAGGCUCAGCGUGCAUUGGGACAGCUACAAGACAUAAAGUGCGCUACCUGUGACUCUACCUUCUCCUCAAAGACUCGUUUAUUUACCCAUAUCAGAGAGUUCAAUCACGCGCAGCCUCUACGUGUGACCCACGCAGGGAAAAAAAAGGGAGGCUGAAGAGAGUAGAGAAAAGGGCGUGCUGUCAUAUCUUGUCUGGUUGUUGUUCCAAUACGGUUGUAAUACGGUUGCAAACUUCUAUAGUGGCUCAUCUGUUAUAGUUAAGGGCUCAUUUUAUUCACUAACCCGGAAGUAUUGAGAUAUUUGCUCGGGCAGCAGAUUGUGUAGUAUUUCUUGUUCGAGGUGGUAUUUCUUCGAUACAAGACCGACCACGGUUCAAGACACUAAGGCGACUACUCGACAGGGAAAGCCUAUCCUAGGCCAGCCUUGGAGUUUUUCACCACAUGUGGAACAGGUAAAAGAAUACCCUUGUUGUUAGUAGCACCAAGAGCGGUUCCUGUACU
Aspergillus alliaceus is the source of this 2205-nucleotide messenger RNA. RefSeq names its product putative C2H2 finger domain protein. Bases 212 to 1861 code for a protein of 549 amino acids. The transcript is spliced from 3 exons. The record is from RefSeq and is a predicted model, not a curated record. NCBI's taxonomy places the organism in Eukaryota, Fungi, Ascomycota, Eurotiomycetes, Eurotiales, Aspergillaceae. Gene Ontology annotation, molecular function: zinc ion binding; nucleic acid binding. Gene Ontology annotation, cellular component: cytoplasm.